AUGUCUGGCCCUAUUACACUCUGCAUUGUCGUGCGCAACACGAGUGCCGACGGUGCGAGUGCGACCGGGCCUCCUUCGCUCGAGCUAGGUAGUCCGCAGAGCGACGACGGUGAGGCCGAAAAGAUCAACAGCGAAAUCAACAGCUCUGUUGCGGGCGGCAUAUAUUGUGCGGAUGUUCCGAGCCUCUUGAGUGAGUUCGGAAGCACCCCAGACCUCAGCUUUCAGCGUCCGCUAAGACGUCGCCAGCAAACGGGGAGAGCCAGAGAGGCGAAGCCCCGUCGUGUCGCUUGUGGGCGAGGUGUCCAUAAGCUGAGAGGAACAGAAGGCGCACCGGAGGCGUUAGGUGUCAGCGGCGAGCGCGAGACCUGCAGCGAGCUCCCCGCUGUCGUAGAUAAUCGUCCCGAAGGUGCGUCCGGGAUUGGUGUACACAUACUCCCAUACGAGCUGCCGGUACAUAGCAUUGGCAGCCGGUUCGACUGCUCUGUCCGUGGUGGACAGCUGCCAAAGACGCCAGUUACCCUAAAAGAUGUACCGUGGGGAGUACCGCGCGAGGAUACUUGCGGGGAUGGCAGCCGGAAGCACAUCCUACUUCAAGUUGAACGAAUUGACAAAGACCGGCUGCGCAGAUUCUCAUACUGA
Fomitopsis serialis is the source of this 639-nucleotide messenger RNA. RefSeq lists its product as uncharacterized. Bases 1 to 639 code for a protein of 212 amino acids. The transcript has a single exon. The record is from RefSeq and is a predicted model, not a curated record. NCBI's taxonomy places the organism in Eukaryota, Fungi, Basidiomycota, Agaricomycetes, Polyporales, Fomitopsidaceae.